This is a messenger RNA of Scleropages formosus (Asian bonytongue), 2345 nucleotides long. RefSeq names its product zDHHC palmitoyltransferase 13 (gene zdhhc13). Lineage: Eukaryota; Metazoa; Chordata; Actinopteri; Osteoglossiformes; Osteoglossidae. Gene Ontology annotation, molecular function: protein binding; palmitoyltransferase activity. The transcript has 17 exons. The record is from RefSeq and is a predicted model, not a curated record. Bases 70 to 2025 code for a protein of 651 amino acids.
GUUGGAAGCCCAGUGAGGAAAGGUGCUGCUCCUUGAAACGCGUCAACUCCUCUGCAAAUUAAUAAUAUUAUGGACUGGGCUGGGCAAACUGAAUGUCUCUCUCACAGUCACUCGGAGGACCACUUCCAUGGACACGGCGAGCAGUUGCACUGCGAAGGCCACGGACACGGACAUGGACACGGGCACGGCGGGCUGAUGUAUGGAUUCAGACCUGGAAUGAAUGGACAGUUUGCUCCAAGGACUGAAAUCAUUAUGGACCCCACUCAACAGCCACAGAGAAGGUCACACAUGGAUGACAGCAGCAGCUGGGACAUUGUGAAGGCAACUCAGUUUGGCAUCCUGGACCGCUGUAAGGAGCUUGUUGAAGCCGGACAUGAUGUGCGGCAGCCCGACAAGGAGAAUGUGUCCCUUCUUCACUGGGCUGCAAUCAACAACAGGACUGAGCUGGUGAAAUAUUAUCUUUCUAAAGGUGCCAUUAUUGACCAGCUGGGAGGUGAUCUGAAUUCAACACCCCUGCACUGGGCCAUAAGGCAGGGCCACCUCUCCAUGGUGAUCUUGCUUAUGAGGCAUGGAGCAGACCCAUCAUUGGCUGAUGGAGAGGGCUUCCGUGGUCUUCAUUUGGCUGUGCUCUUCCAGCACAUGCCCAUAGCAGCCUACCUGAUGGCUAAAGGCCAGGAAGUAGAUUUUCCAGAUCUUAAUGGACAAACCUCUUUGAUGUUGGCAGCCCAGAAAAUUAUUGGGCCGGAACCCACAAACUUUCUCAUCAAGUGCAACGCCUCAGUCAAUGCAGUGGACAAGGAGAACAUGAACUCCCCGCUCCACUGUGCCGUUCUGGCGGGUAACGUGGAUGCUGUCCACAUCCUUUUGGAGGCUGGAGCCAGUGUGGACCUGCAGAAUGCCAAAGGCUACACUCCCAUCGAUCUUGCCCACCAGGUGCACAGUCCACUGCUAGUGCACAUGCUGAACCAUGUGAAGCAGGAAAGGAUCAAGUCAAACUCCCCCUGCUUCAAGAUAUUCAGCAAGUAUAAGUUCCAGCUGCACCUGUUGUCUUUGACUGUUCUGUUGUGGGCUGUGGGAGCUAUCCUGGACCUGAACUCUGAGUCCUGGCUGCUGAAGGGUGUCCUGCUGGCCAGUGUUCUUGCUGUGGUGAACCUCUGCUCUCGACGGUUGACACAUCCAGACAUCAACAAGUUUUUUCCUGCCACCUUCCUGAUAGCCUCCAUCUUCUGGAUGCUAGUCACAUGGUGCCUCUGGUUCCUGCCUGAUGUGCCCAUUGCUACAGUGAAGAUCCUCUUCACCUUGAGCUCCACAGGACUGUUUUACUAUUACUUCAGAAGCUGGAGGACUGACCCUGGGCACAUUAAGGCCACUGAGGAGGAGAGAAAAAAGAAUGUGGUGGUGCUGGCCGAAGCUGGAUGUCUGGACCCCAGGGUUUUCUGCACUUCCUGUAUGAUGCGCAAACCGGUGCGAGCCCAUCAUUGCUUCAGCUGCGACUCUUGCAUCGCCAAGCAGGAUCACCAUUCUGUGUGGAUCAAUGGCUGCGUGGGAGCCAGGAAUCACGCAUACUUUGUUCUCUUCCUCCUCUUUCUCUCGGUGGUCUGUGCCUGGAUGUUCUACGGGAGCCUCAUCUACUGGUCAAAACAUUGCCAUCUGAACUACAAUGAGCAGGGGGCCUGGGGUGUGUUCACGGAGCUGGUUGGCUGCUCUCCCUGGGUGCUCUACAUUUUUACCCUCACCUUCAUCCACACAUCCUGGGCGUCCUUUUUUCUCCUAUUGCAAGUGUAUCAGAUUGCUGUCUAUGGGCUCACCACCUCGGAGAGAAUGAACCUUCUGCAGCGGAGGAGAAAACUGCCACAGUCCUUCUCACUGAGGCAGAACCCGUACAAUUCGGGUGUUGUCCGGAACAUGGUCAACUUCUUCCAGCUGCGUUGCUGUGGGCUCUGCAAGCCUGUCGUGGUGGACUGGACCCAGCAGUUCUCCUUGGGGCCAGACCUUUCUGUGGCCAGCGGCUUUAACACUGUCUGAUCUGAAGGGUCGCCAAGCCUCACACGAAGAGCUGGCUCUCUUUUGGUUAUGGGCUGUAGGCCCCGGUUUCUGUUCUCUUUGUAGAAAUCAGUUUAAAUCAAGGAGGAGAAGCCACUAAGAAAAGGAAGUAAGUGAUUUUAAAAAAAAUCAAGUGAUUUACUUUCAUAUGAACUGCCUUGUAAUAUAUAAAGGGAAUAUAAUGUUUAUACAUUUGAUGUUUAGAGGACCAUACCAUGUACUGUAUAAUUAUGUAUAAAGUGUGUUAAAUAUUUUAUAUAUAGGUAUAUUUUGAUUAUUUUUUUCAGGUUUAUCUUGUUUUG